Erythranthe guttata (spotted monkey flower) is the source of this 1008-nucleotide messenger RNA. Lineage: Eukaryota; Viridiplantae; Streptophyta; Magnoliopsida; Lamiales; Phrymaceae. The record is from RefSeq and is a predicted model, not a curated record.
AAACGAAGAGCCCUAAUUGAAGCAGAGGAAGACCCAACCAUCAUCUUCCUCCGCCGCCACCGCUCCGCCAGCCUCCUCCCGCCGGAGUUCACCUACGAAGAGCUCGCCACAUCCACCAACCACUUCGACCCCAAACGCAAAAUCGGCGACGGAGGAUUCGGCUCCGUCUACCUAGGCCACCUACACGACGGCAGAUUAGUCGCCGUGAAAUACCUACACAAGCACAACUCCUCCGCCACCGCCAAGGGAUUCUCGAAGAAAUCUUUCUGCAACGAAAUUCUGAUCCUAUCCUCAAUCAACCACCCGAAUCUGGUGAAGCUCCACGGCUACUGCAGCGAUCCGAGAGGCCUAAUUUUGGUGUACGAUUACGUACCGAAUGGUACUCUCUCCGACCAUCUCCAUGGAGGAAAACAGAGUAUUUACAGAAGAGGAUCACUAAAUUGGAGCACACGUGUCGAAAUUGCUUACCAAACGGCGGCGGCCGUCGAGUACCUACACUUCUCCGUGAUUCCGCCGGUAGUCCACAGAGACGUGACUUCGUCGAACAUUUUCAUCGACGGUGAAAUGAGAGUGAAGGUCGGUGAUUUCGGGCUAUCGAGGCUUCUAGAAUGUUCCGAGACGACAACGGGUCCGCAGGGUACGCCGGGUUAUUUGGAUCCGGAUUACUACAGUUCGUUCAGGUUGAACGAGAAGAGCGAUAUCUACAGCUUCGGGGUUGUGUUGCUGGAAUUGAUUACGGGGAUGAGAGCGGUGGAUCAGACGAGGGAGCUGAGGGAGAUGACUUUGGCUGAUUUGGUGGUGCCGAAGAUUCAGAUGGGGUUGCUCCACCAGGUGGUGGACCCUGUUCUGGUGGUGGAUGUGGUGGCGAUGGAGGGGGUGAAUGCGGUGGCGGAGCUUGCUUUCCGGUGCCUUGCGGCGGAUAAGGACGAUCGGCCGGAUGCUAGGGAGGUGGUGGUGGAAUUGAGGAGGUUGAUGGGCCGCCCCCGCGGCGGUGGUGGUGGUUUCUGA